Molecule: messenger RNA, 459 nt
Organism: Vicia faba (fava bean)
Lineage: Eukaryota; Viridiplantae; Streptophyta; Magnoliopsida; Fabales; Fabaceae
Source: the annotation of a GenBank genome assembly
AUGGCCGUAGACCUUCGCAAAAGAAUGAUCCCUCCAUUGUCUGAAAAAUGUGUGGGAAAUAUAGUUUGGAUGUCAACUAUGUUCGCUGAUAAGGAGGAAAUGGAGUUGAAAGAUGUAGUAUGCAAAAUAAAAGAAGGAUUGUCUGAAUUUUGUGACGUUUAUCCAAAAUUAUUUGGAGGGAAUAAUUUUUUGUUGUUAUCUGAGUUCAUGAAUAAAGUUAUUAAUCUUAAAUCUAAGAAAAAAGAUGGGAUUGGUUUUAGUAGUUGGUGUAAUUUUCCAAUAUAUGAAGUAGAUUUUGGAUGGGGAAAACCAACAUGGAUUACUACUUGUGGUUGUCCUUGGAAGAAUUUCGUAAUUCUGAUGGAUAGAAAAGAUGGGAACGGGAUUGAUGCGAUUGUGAGCUUGGAAGAGAAUCAUAUGACUAAAUUUGAGCAGGAAUAUGUGAAGCUUCUUCAAUAG